AUGCCUUCCGCCGCCGAGGCCAAGGGCUACCGCCCCGUUGACGCCGCCGACAACGACAACGGCGACUGGGACGCCGACCUAACCCGUCGCGAGGCCUUGUUGGCCCGGCGCGAGAAGCGCCUCAAGGCCGGCUCGGCCGGCAACGCCUUCGUCUUCAUGAUCUCGCUCUGCCUGGCUGCCAUUUCCUGGUUCUCCAAGCCCUCGUUGCUCGAGUGCGACCGGAUGACCUCGCCAUAUUCGCCCGUGUUCAACGGAGGCAUCGAGCACUGGGAAGGCGACUUUCACAAUUCCUUCAACCAGACGUCAAAGUACAGAGGCCCGCCGACGCUCGAACUGGAGACGGCCUGGGAAGAGCUGUGGUAUCAACCCGGUGUCGGGCUCACUAUCGACGAAAUCGCCAAGCUGAACAAGACUCGCCCCGGAGUCAGCUUCACCGAGAUUGAAGGCAGCGACCCCAAAAAGCCCACCUACGCGGCAACUCUCGAGGUCUUUCACCAACUCCACUGCCUGAGCCUCAUCCGCCAGUCGACGUGGCCGCUGCGCAUGUUCAACGAGAGCUGGCACUCGUACCCCUGGUUUCUGACCGACGAGCUGGCCGGCCGCAUGCACGUCGACCACUGCCUCGAGUCGCUGCGCCUCAGUCUCAUGUGCUACGCCGACGUCACGCCCGUCCUGGCCGAGGACAACCCAUCGCGCCCGACCGGCCUGCAGCUCGACUUCAACGUCCACCACAAGUGCCGCAACUACGACAAGAUGCUCGAGUUCGUUCGGUCCCACGGCGUGGACGUGCCCCCCGAGUAA
This is a messenger RNA of Cordyceps fumosorosea ARSEF 2679, 801 nucleotides long. RefSeq lists its product as hypothetical. Gene Ontology annotation, biological process: mycotoxin biosynthetic process. The record is from RefSeq and is a predicted model, not a curated record. The transcript has 4 exons. The coding region runs from base 1 to 801 and encodes 266 amino acids. NCBI's taxonomy places the organism in Eukaryota, Fungi, Ascomycota, Sordariomycetes, Hypocreales, Cordycipitaceae.